This is a messenger RNA of Acromyrmex echinatior (Panamanian leafcutter ant), 4637 nucleotides long. RefSeq lists its product as uncharacterized. Gene Ontology annotation, biological process: epidermal growth factor receptor signaling pathway. NCBI's taxonomy places the organism in Eukaryota, Metazoa, Arthropoda, Insecta, Hymenoptera, Formicidae. The record is from RefSeq and is a predicted model, not a curated record. Gene Ontology annotation, molecular function: epidermal growth factor receptor binding; receptor ligand activity.
CACUGAACUCGACAGUCGUGGCUCGGCUGUUCUUUCGUACUCGGUUAGCGGAUUUGUGUCUGACAGUGUGGCCGAUUGGACUGCCGUGUGAUUGUCGCGAAGACUCGUUUGGGGUCCACAAGAAGACGACUCGUCGACAUCGCUUCAUAUACAUUUAAUACCCACGAUGACACAUUUGGUAACUUCGUCGACAACGAGCGUUUCUGGAAUAAAUGCGGCAGCGUUAAUCACGACCGAGACGAUAACGACAACGUUACAACAGCGUGUUCGCUUACCACGAUAGUGCAUUGCUGCUACAACGGGAAAAGAAGAGAGAGAAAGAGAGAGAGAGAAAAAGGGAAAGUGUGUAUGUGUUUGUGUGUGUCGGAUUCUCGUUCUCGAUGUGGAUGCGUCGCGUCGUGCACUUUAAACGAGGUACACAUACACGCCCGAGUUCCAGGAAGCGCGUAGAAGAAGAAUAUUUCAUCAAGCGAUGCACGUGAGAAGAAAGAAAGAAAGAGAGUACGCGCUAUCGAAAGAACAUAAGUGAAUCUGUAAUUGAUCGCACAUACGUAUUGGCGCGACAUAGAGAAAGCGAGAGAAAGAAAGACAGAGAGAGAGAGAGAAAGAGAGAGAGAGAAGAGAAAGAGGGGAAAAAAAGAACAGGUUACAAGGCAAGCGGGCGCCAUUCGGAAGUAACAGUGUCAAAGCACUGAGGCACCGUUUGCAACUUCUUUAGCGCCGCGCACGGCAUCUAGAACGUGCGAUGGGACGUGCGAGCGUGCGUGCCGUCGUCAGCGUGCGUCAAGGUGCGUGAAGUGGCCCCGUGUGGUGCGAAAAGUGCGAACGGAGAGUCCGCAGACGGAGUCGUUUGUCGCUUGGCGCGCGAGCGCUAAACUCGGGGCUCUCAGUCUCGCCUAUCGUCCAAGCAGUCGAGUCUACGGGCGCGCCUUCUCGCUCUCGUGCCUUCGCUUCGUGGCGUGAACGCCGACCGCUGGGCUGCUUCGAUUCUCCUCUUGCUCGCCAGCGGAGUUUUCGCUGCGUCGCGCUUAUACACUCUGGAUACGUGUAUGUGCGCGCGCGAGAGAUACGUACGUGAGAAACAUCAGAGACGGACGUAACCGGCCCGUCGUAUAUACGUGCCGGAGGCGAAUCUGGGGAUCUGGGGGAGAGACCGUGGAAAAAAGAAUUCCCAGAUAAUGGAGAAACCUGCGUGUACUGUGGACUCGUGAUCGAUUGCGAAUUUUUCUGUGUUGUAUAUUUUUACGAGGAAGAUAGAGAAGUGGAGAAGGUGGCGGAACGGAAGAAGGAAGAAGAGGAGGAGGAAGCAGAACGAGAGAAAGAGAGAGACAGCGAGAGACAGAUUAGGUUAGGUUGAACUCACGUUCCCCCCCUCCCAUUCCUCCGCUGCGGCACCAGGGCUUCAUCUCAUUUCGAUGUGCACGCCAGUUUCCAUUUGACUUGUGUACGCCUAAGGGACGAGGGCAGAACAUAGAGAAGAUAAGAGACCGAGGAUAGUGCGCGACUGAUGGAUCUAAGGAAAAGUGAUAGAAAAAUACAAAUGCUGAUCGCCGAUGGAAUUUUUGUCACCGAAUCAUUGUCACCGUUCAUGGCAAUCAAUAACGAAUACCUCAAAUUCAAAGCUCGGAUAUUACGCUUCAUCGACAUGUUUCCAGGGAAGCAGUGGCACGUGCGCCAGAGUUCGGGCCCAGGUGGUGUCGCCCGCGCUGCCGAGGAAACGCAAGAAGGAGAGGUCAACGAUAGGGGAUGCUACGAGGCGAGCGAGAUAUCGGUCGAGGAGAUUAGCUUGAUGGUAGCGAGGAGCAAAGUUCCCUUCGACGACAGCGUGAUCGCCAGUGGCUACUGUCAUUCGCCGCCUUGUCUCUGUCAUCGUCAUUAUCGUAGUUAUCGUCAUUCAUUAUCGCGUCAACGAUACCACCAUCGAAGGGACAUCGAUGACGUGGGUAGCGGCGGCGAUUGCAACGAUAGCAGCGAAGACGAUAGCGGCGAUGACGAGGCCGUCGAGAACGACAAGAAUGACGACGGUGAUGAUGACGGUAACGACGAAGAGGAGGAGAACGACAAGAUGUGCCUCGACCGUCUCCAUCCUCGUCUUCAUCAAUUCUAUGAUCGGCGAUCUCGCGGAAGCGGCGACGUUGACGCCGAAGUCGAGGUCCAUCGAACCGAGACGACUACCGUCCAUCCUCUCGCACGAACCUCGCCUAUCGCGACCACCGCCGUCGCUAACCCCUCUGUCGUCACUGCCAUGGCGAGAGGAUGCAAAAUUCCGUCUUACCUCACGACUAUACUACUUCUUUCCUACAUUCUCUUCGGUAUAGCAGACGCUUGCUCGUCACGUUCAACGCCAAAACCAAGGCCGCCGACGCCAACGGAUCGGCCGAAUAUCACAUUCCACAUGUACACGUGUCCACCGGAUUACGCAGAGUGGUAUUGUUUAAAUGGCGCCACGUGUUUCACCGUAAAAAUUGUCGACUCUCUCUUAUACAACUGUCUAUGCGCCCAUGGAUAUAUCGGACAAAGAUGCGAGUUUAAAGAUUUAGAUGGUUCCUAUUUACCUUCACGGCAACGAGUAAUGUUGGAGACAGCCAGCAUCGCCGGUGGUGCCACAAUAGCAGUAUUCCUCGUCGUUAUCAUUUGUAUAGCGGCUUAUAUCCAUUGUAAGCGAAAACAGAAGGAAUUACGAUCGAGCAAUAACUGCGUCGAUACGGUGGAUGGUCCUGGCCGAGAUCCGGAGCUGAGGCCGUUCAGCAACCGCAGCCGCUCUCUUAUGAUCUUCACGGCCAAGAAUUCUAACAACUCGGCGACGAUAGAACAAACGAGAAUGCCCAACUGGAAUUGUCCAGAAACGGAAUCGAUGAGGAUGGCAUCCAUCAGCGAGAAUAAGCCCUCGAGCCAAUAGCGAACUACGUGACGCGUCGUCCAUAUACAACGUUUUGCCGCGAGGAUUCGUUAUCGGCGAUACUCGAGACAUACAAAAGAUCAUCGAAUAAACUACUCGAUUAGUUGAAGGUAGUUUGAAAUAUCUCGAGACAGCAGCGGCCUUUAGUAGCCUUUAUUAGCGAACGUAUUGGAAAUAAUCCCACUAUUUGAUUCAGCGAGUGAUUGACCAUCCUAAUGCGGUGCUGAAAAAAACGAACAUAAAUCAAGUACGAUUUCUAAGCUGAUGACACGUAUUGGCACGACGAUAUUGGUUCUUUUCGAUUAUUAUAUCGUAAUAUCAAGACAUUCCCCGUAUUGUCGCACUCAUGUCCUCCGUUUGAUCGAAGGGAUGUUUAAUGCUCGUCGAUUAUUGUGUAUUCCUUCUAACGAACAUCUCGAUGGACGAUUCACGAAGAAUCUUACGUCCAAAAGUUUGAAAGUGGAACAGGACUUCGCAUGAAUAACGUGACGUUCGAGGACGAAACAUUUCCGUAGAUUCUUCUGUGAAAGUGACAGAUUCGCGACCAUUGAAUGUUGGUUUUUAUGUAAACGUUUGUAUAGUAUCGCGUCUUAUUGUCAUCACUCAUCAAUAAAAAAGAAAGAAAAACAAUACACGCAUCACACACACACACACACACACACACACACACACACACAGUUGUAAAAGUAGUGCCUUUCUACUCUCGUUUGUAAGAAAGCAAAUAGUUGUGGUACACCUGAUCAAGCAAGAUCAAAUAAGAAUGAGAGAAAGAAAAUUGUCUGUGUAUUUCUCUCAUUAAAAUUAGCGAUGAGCGUCGUCCAAUUGCUAACCGUGUUACGAGCGCAGGACGCUGAUACACGCUAGUGACAAAAUCUUGUAAAACAUUGAGAAAUCAAUAGCUGUAAAGCGCUGAUAGUAGACAAGGUAAAGCCUUUGAUCCUUGGUACGUAUGCUACUUGUACUUUAUCCUAACUUUGUUAUUCGUAAAAGACUUUAAUCUGAUAUAUCUCCGGAUACAUAUGAUAAUAUAUAAACAUAAAUACGUUCUACAAUAGCUCAUAUUCUCGUCGCAGAGGUCUAAUACGUUGUGAUUAGAUCUAGUAACUUACAUUAUACUUUCACUAGGCUCUUCCAAAGAAUGUUCGUGAACGCGAUGGAACGUACUAUUAGUAUCAAAGGGUUAAUGAACAUAUGUGUCUUACGUAGAAAUAUCUAAGAUUUAAAUCUAGAUUAAAUCCGAUGUCUUACCAGAAAGCAAUAGUUCCCUAAGCACAUGUGAAAUACAUUUUGCCGCUAAUAAUAGAGAUGCUAUUUAUUACUGAUCGGUUAGAAAGUCUAUUGACGUCAGAUCGCCAUCCGGCGUUGUACUGUUAUAUAUGACAAAUAUUUUCUCAAGACGUUUUGCUCCUAUAACGCGAAAUAUCGUUUACCAAAUCUUAGGCACACAAAAAUGACGUACUUAUAGUGAAUUAAUUUUCGUUUCCAUAUCUGCAGCUACAAGCGAUAAAAAUUAAAAAAAAAACGGAAUUAAAAAUGCCGUUAGCUAUUAUUACAAGAUAAAACAACCAAUACGGUAGAAUAAUAAAUUCAAUGACUUUGCGCAGAUCAUAAUUUGCUAAUUUCACGUAAAACUAAACGACUAAAUAACUUCAUCUGUUUGCAUAGAUGAGAGUUGAAUAUGAAAUUCAAAAAAUUGCUAAUACUUUUCAUAUCCUAUUUAUCUCGAUAUUGAAUGAUA